Messenger RNA from Hyla sarda, 4938 nucleotides. RefSeq names its product polycomb group ring finger 5 (gene PCGF5). NCBI's taxonomy places the organism in Eukaryota, Metazoa, Chordata, Amphibia, Anura, Hylidae. Gene Ontology annotation, cellular component: PRC1 complex. Bases 537 to 1319 code for a protein of 260 amino acids. The record is from RefSeq and is a predicted model, not a curated record. Gene Ontology annotation, biological process: regulation of transcription by RNA polymerase II. The transcript is spliced from 12 exons.
CUGAUUCAAACAAGGAACUGUGCUGCCGGCUGGCCGGGGCACACUUCAUACUGCUGGGUAGAUCACCGGCUGUCAUUACCCCUGAAGUCUAUUGCCAUUGCACGGCCAGACAGAGUUAAGACUCCUCCUCCUGGGAACUUGCACCAAGCAGAUUAUUUGCAUAGCCAGAAGAACAGGGAUUGUGGCGGAAUGGAGCGGGGUCCAAUCAGCCAUGAUAUAGCAGCUUUUGUUUACUGAAGUGACUUUGCCUACUAACCAUGUCACCAUGGAUGCUGCCUGGCAGUAAUAUACAGGUUUCAGACAAGUUGGCGUUAUCAGUCAUCACUGGCGACAAUGAUUUGAGAGGUGUAUCACAUUGUAAACAGCCAAAGGCCAACUCCAGCGCAAUGAACAUUAUUUUAAUUCAUCUCAAGGACAACCCUAACGUGGAGAAAAAUGUGAGAAAUUGCAGAGAGAAGUUUGAUGCUCUUUGAAUCCUGGUCUAUUCUUCAGUCUCUGCCUGUGUCCAGGGAUCAUCUAUCUCUAGGCAUCUGUCAAUGGCAACCCAAAAAAAGCGCAUUGUAAAAGAGUUGAAUCCAUACCUCACUUGUUAUAUCUGUAAAGGCUAUCUUAUCAAGCCAACCACGGUUACAGAGUGCCUGCACACAUUUUGCAAGAGUUGUAUUGUCCAGCACUUCGAAGAAAGCAAUGAUUGCCCAAAAUGCGGAAUUCAAGUUCAUGAAACGAAUCCUUUAGAAAUGCUAAGAUUAGACAAUACUCUUGAAGAGAUCAUAUUUAAACUGGUACCAGGUCUACGAGAAGAAGAAGAGCAGCGAGAAACGGACUUCUGGAGGAGGAAAAGACCUCAAGAGAAUGGAGCAGAUGGGCUUCCAAAUAAAAGGCUUAAGGAUGAUGAGGAGGAAAAUGACGAAAACCAAGACUACCACAGAAGCGACCCACAGAUUGCCAUCUGUCUGGAUUGCCUACGAAGUAAUGGGCAGUCGGGUGACAAUGUACUAAAGGGAUUGAUGAAGAAAUUCAUCCGCUGCUCAACACGCAUAACAGUCGGGACUAUAAAAAAGUUUUUAAGCUUAAAAUUAAAACUACCAAGUACAUAUGAGCUGGACGUUCUAUGCAAUGGAGAAAUCAUGGGAAAGGACCACACAAUGGAGUUCAUAUAUAUGACAAGAUGGCGGCUAAGGGGUGAAAAUUUUCAAUGUCCGAACAAUUCGACUGCACUACAUAUGUCGCUCUGUGAUAUUGCUCCUGUUGUUUCAGGGACAUCCUCAACCUCUUAUCCCAUGGUAUUGCAAUAUCGGCCAAGAAUUGACUUUGGUUAAUUGGUCGGGAACACUGAGAAGAAUUCUGCACUAUACGUUAACUCAUCAACAGAUUGCACAAUGAAUGGAUGUGCCUACUUACAUGGACUCAAAGGACACUGACUAUUAAACAGCAUGCAAAAUACAGAUGUGGUCUCUCUCUAACCUGCCAGUAGUGUCAUUUGUAGCUAUUGUUAUGAAACCAAGUGCCAGUCUGCUGUCAAACAUUGGACUGACUUCUAGGUAUGCUAUCCACAUGCAACCUAGCUUUGGUGGAGUUAAUAAUGUACACACAUUUUGUGGAUAUCUGGUUAGAGCCAACAUUUUUGCAUUACUGUUACUCCUAAUCUUUUUGUGGUUUUCUUGUUACCAAGUCUUUGGUAUAAUACCCAUGGUUGUAAUGUAGUGAAAUCCAUAAUGGUUUCCAAUGCAUAAUUGUGACUGACAAAAACUAGAAACUAUAUGACACAGAAUCUGAUUUGUAGAAUAAUAUCAUCAUCAUCAACAUCAUCAUCAAAAACAUUUAUGUGAUAUUCUGACCAGGAACAUUCAUCACCUCUUCACUGGGUAGAUUAUUCAGAGUUCUCCCACAGGGACUCCUCCACUUUCUAUAAUAGAAGACUGAAUUUACCGGCCCUGCACAGCUGCACGAGUUUACUCCCCAGAGUCGAACCCUAACUGAUCAAAAAUGUAUCACCUAUCCAGUGGACAGGGAUUAAUAUUUCAGUCUAGAAUACCUCUUUACUAGCACUUUCUUUUCUUUUAUGAUCAGAAUACUUCCAUUUACAAGUAUUUUAACAAGUAGCUUAUUUUUAUGUAUAGAUGAGCAAUAUACAAUAUGAUAAGCAACAAUUAGAUUUAAUUUCAACAGGCCAGAUAUCCUUCCUAAGGCUGGGUUCACACCACGUAUGGAACCGUAUUGAAAACCGUAUGCAUUGACUCUUCAUUGAAAACUGUAUGCCAAAUGAUGCAUCCGGUUGUGUCCAUUUUGCAUCUUGUACGGUUUUGUCAGUUUUUUUCCCGUACCCAAAACCGGGUGAAAAACCGUAUUGAAACCAUAUAUGUUUUUUUUCAAUAUGGGAGUCAAUGGGAACCGUACAGAACCAUAUGUGCGUACGGUUCCAUCUUGUUGGCACUAUACGAUUUUUACUUUGCACAUGCGCAGUGCACAACAAAAGUUUUUUUUACUUGGAAUUUCAAUCAAACAAGUGAAACUUUAUUCAUAAUGGAGUGAAAAGUUAAAAACAUAUAUUUUUGCAACCGGACAUCAUUUUUUCAAACCGUAUACAGGUUAAAAUUUGUACACACGUUUUGACAGUUUAAUACGGUUUUGAGAAAUCCGUUUUUCAUCAAAAACCUGAUACGGGAACUGUAUUGCAAAGACUUGGUGUGAACCCAGCCUAACACACAUUCUCUUUCGCAAAAAUAAACCCAUGAUUUCCCACAACUGAAUUUUAGAAAAUGUCACCUAACGCACCAGUGGUAGGGAGCUCACCAGUCUCCAACCAAUGUUUUUUUUUUUUUUUUUAAAGAGACGGCCAUACAUAUGCAGUCACGUCUUAGGGCUCUAUUACACAGGGUCAUAUGCCAGGACAGGCCGAUGUUGUCCUGUGUAAUUGGAACAGUGAUCAGCGAAUGAACAAGCUUGUUCGCCAGUUGAUCGCAUUCUAUUUGGGAUGCUAAAUAAAAUCUUGUAUGUCUGCCGCACGUAUCCCCAAAUGAUAGAAGUGUGAGCGAUGAAACUAAACUAAAAUAGGCAGAUGUUUGUGUAUUUCUAUUGAUGUCCAAUAGUAGCUAACCAUCUUCAAAGUAGAUGUUAGGCAAGAUAAAAAUCUUUCUUUUCUUACAUUAAUCUAACCUUUAUAUCAGCACAUUAUAAAAGAUAGGCAUCCUCUGGUAUUUUUGUAGUUUAGAAUAUAUUUCCCAUAAGGUUUUGCCAUUAAAAUUGACUAUCUAUCUAUUAACCACACGUGUCCAGAACUUCAUAUACCUCUUUCCUUCUCCUCUCUUGCCAAAUGUUUAAUUUGCAUUAGUCUUCCAUUUUUUAUUUUUUAUAAUUUAUUAAAUGCAGAUAAAAUGCAAGAAAUCCAUGAAAAUUCCAUGUAAAAUGUUCUGGCCAUAAGUGACAUAGUAAUAUGUGUAGUUCUAUAAUUCUUUUAAAUGUUAAUGGUAAUGAGUUGCAUAUUUUUAUUUAUACCCAUGGGGGGACAUGUAUCAAAUAUUUUACCCCUGUUUUGUGUUGAAAUUUUAGCGCAAGCUGUUUUUUUGCUUUUUCUUUUCUGUACAUUCUGGUGGAGCAUUUUCUCCAGAUGUGUAUGUUUCGGUGUACCUUGGAGUGACAUAUUUAGUGCACACAAAUGUAUUAAAGGACAUCUAUAGUGCAAAAUAACUUAUCCCCUAUCCGAAGGAUAGGGGAUAAGUUAUGGAUCACGGGGGGUCCGAGCGCUGGGGCCCCUCCACGAUCUUCGGUACGGGGCCGCGGCAAUAUACAGGAAAGGGGGCGUUCCGUCCCCGCAUGACGCGACAGCCGACAUGCCCCCUCAAUGAAUCCCAUAGAGAUACAUGGAGGGGGAGUGUCUGCCGCGGCUUUCUGCUGGGGACGAAACUUCACUUCCGGCAGACUGCCGCGGCCAUGUCCAGGAGAUCCCGGAGGGCCCCAGCGCUCGGACCCCCGCAAUCUAUAACUUAUCCCUUAUCCUUUGGGUAGGGGAUAAGUUAUUUUGCGCUGGAGUACUCCUUUAACUGCGUCCAUUUUUUACCCCCAGAAAUCUUGCGCAAUUACCAUAUUUUUUACGCAAAUAUAAGCCAUUUUGGACUGCUCGUAGCAAGAUGCUCUAAAUCAUCAAUUUCAUUUUCCAAAGAGUGGAUUGAGGAGAUUACUAUAUUUACCUGCAAUUUAUGAAAAUCAUUGCGCUUGAUUGAUAAAUUUAGCGCAUCUGCGCAUAAUUUUGAAUUCGGGGUAAACUGCUUCUACCGUACACAAAUAAUGAUACAUGUCCCCCCAUGGUCUAUAUUAGUGCGUCUUAUACAAUCUGUAGGUAAGCAUUCUAAAGAAUAAGUUGGUAGCACUUGCUUGUAUUAUAGAAAACUGUGUGCCUCAUUGUAGAAUUAUAUAAUUCAAUAUACAGUCUGGUUUAUAUAUGAAAAAUACAUAGAAAUAUGUAUAUGCACUGUGAGCGUUUAGAAAAGAUGCUAUUAUUCCCUGUGCGGUGAGCUGGGUAUAUUUUCUUAUGUAUGUUUCUUUAAAGAAGGAUAGUACUUAUUAUAACUUACUGACAAAUAUGCUAUAAAAUAUGUAAAGAUGCCUUUAAGAUGUAACCAAAAGAACUAAGACUACAGAGGAGAAUCUCUAUUAUAAAAGAUAGUUUCAUGACCAAAUUCCUUGUACUACCACGUCUGAAGAAGGGACUUGAUGUCAGGAAGUAUAUUUUUCUAAGUUAUUUUUAGUUAAAAUUGUAUUUUGUACCUUGUGAAAGAAGUGAGGUCGUUGCAUAUUCUCUCAUUUCCUUUCAGAUUGAUAUUUUGUAAUGAUGCUGAAAUUGAAAUGGAUUUUAUAAGAAAUGGCACAUUUUGUAAAUAGUCUUCAAGAGCUGAAUAUCUAUCUAAACAGUUUACUCUAAUAUAAAACUGGAUUGUUGGA